AUGGAGAAGCGUGAUGUGUGGGAGCGCCUGAAGUGGAACGGCUGGGGCGAGAAGGGCGUGCAGUACGAGCUCAAUCAGAACGGCAACGUCGAACAUUCGCGUACCGGUGUCGAAUUGCCGAAGAUCAUCCCCUUCGCGAAGGACAUCUUUGGUCUGGAUGACCUCGAGAACACGCCCUCGGAGGCCGGCGGGUUCUGGAUCGGCCAGGGUCCCGGCAAGUCGUGGCACGAGAAGCGAUACGACCUGCCCAUGCUGCGCGAUCUCCUGCUCGAGAAGGGCCUGUGGGUGGACGUCGCCGAGACCGCCGUCUCUUUCUCCAACCUGCUCCUCCUGUGGAAGGACGUCAAGGAGUCCGUGCUCGACGCCUUCAAGGAGCGCAACGCGCCCGGCUGGAUCGGCGCCCACAUCUCGCACACCUACACGUCGGGCGUGUGCAUCUACUUCCACUACGCGAGCGUGCAGCAGCUCGACAAGAAGGACGACGUCCACGGCGAGGAGGACCUCAGCAUCUACCUCGACGCCAAGAAGGCCGCCACCACCGCCAUCCUCAGGAACAAUGGCGCGUUGAGUCAUCACCACGGCGUGGGCUACGAGCACGUGCCCUUCAUGAGCCGGUACAUCGGCAAGUCCAGCAUCAAGCUGCUCUCUGACAUCAAGAAGACGUUGGACCCGGCGUCGGUGUGCAACCCGGGCAAGCUGUUGCCAGAGGCCGGCAAGGAGGACAUGGACAACGAGGACCACUCGUUCUACAAGUAUGGCUUCGCCUCCCUCACCGACCAGCUCAAGCAGGCCUCGUCCGUCAGGGCCAAGAGCGCGCUCUAA
Acanthamoeba castellanii str. Neff is the source of this 822-nucleotide messenger RNA. RefSeq names its product FAD linked oxidase, Cterminal domain containing protein. The record is from RefSeq and is a predicted model, not a curated record. The transcript has 4 exons. Gene Ontology annotation, molecular function: alkylglycerone-phosphate synthase activity; flavin adenine dinucleotide binding. NCBI's taxonomy places the organism in Eukaryota, Discosea, Longamoebia, Acanthamoebidae. The coding region runs from base 1 to 822 and encodes 273 amino acids. Gene Ontology annotation, biological process: lipid biosynthetic process.